AUGGCAGAAAGCUUGCCAACUAAUUAUAAACCUAGCAAGACUAUAACCAGAAUCACAUUGGACCCGCCGGAUAUGUUUGAUGUUACACCAGGUCCACGAAAAUGGUAUUCAUGGACUCCUAGGCAAGCGAAGUUGGCGCAAUCGUCGUUGACAGACUCGACACGAUUGCCGUCACAGCCACUUAAAACCCAUGCCCAUGACAAAUCCAGUGUGGAAAUCGCAGCCUUAAAACCCAAAGAUUGGAAAAGAGUUUCAGUGAAGCAUAGAGUGAAGUUUGAACGGCUUUCAGAAGUCUGGAAAAAUGCUAAGAGUGAUCCUGAAUUGAUAAAAAUAAUUAACGCUAAUGGCGUUUGUUUUAAAGAAGAGUUCUCAAUUGGCAACGGCAGUUAUGGCACAGAAGUGUAUGUUUGCUUGGGGUCUGACGGGAUAGAACGAGCGAUAAAACGUUUGCCAAAAGUCUUGUGUACUUUAUUGAAGAAUGAACGAGAUAUCUUGAUGUCUAGGAAUGCAGUCGUUUCGCCACGUGUUGUGAAUUAUUGGUUCUACGAUGAUACCUCCAGUCCUGACUUUGGUUAUUUGAUUUUGAAUUUGUAUGAACAAAAUCUUGAAGAAUUCAUCAAGGAGAAAGGCGAAACUAUAACAGAAUCUCGUGCUAGAAAGAUGAUACGUCAAGUGUUGGAAGGACUGAAAGCAUUACAUGCUAGAGAGCCUAGAAUUUUACACAGAGACUUGAAGCCGACCAAUAUACUUGUUGAUGCGAGUGGUGAUUUAGUGCUGUCUGAUUUUGGUAUUGGACGGUUUUUCCCGGAACAAGGUAUUUUUACAAGAUAUGUAUAUAUUUAACAAAAUUACAGAUAGGGAAUCCGUCGUUAGGGGCUGAUUACAUGGGCCGUGUUGUCCCGCUUUGCCGAGUUGUUCCGGUGUCACAGCGGAUUUGGACUCCCCGCGGAUAUGGAUCCCCCAGUCCAUAUUAGCUAGCGGAUUCGGACCCCUCCGGUACAUAUCCGCUAGCUGAUAUGUACCCCCUUCCGCGGAAUUGGACCCCCUAAAAUUCACAAAAAGAAGAAGUUUUGAAGGAGUGUUCCCGGGGGGUGGGGGAGUUGUUCACAACAUGGCGACUACUAUAAACGGACAGAAAUAUAGUCAUAAAAUACUGCGAAUUGCCAUAAAAUUCCGAGUAAUAUCUGUGAAGGUGAAUGGGUAAAUAAAGCACGGUGUUAUUUUAUAUUACUGGCAAGAAUGACCGACAAUAUUUUGAAUAAUUCAGGUAAGGAUGGCUUUAUUUCUUUCUCGUGUAGUCGGGUGACUUCGUGUCUGCCUGUAUGUCUGGUGAUACACUGAUCUAUUUGUCAAUAAUGCCUUUUUAGUAUAAUUACAUAGGUGAUUAUUGAAAAUUCUCCAUGCUGAUUGGUUGCCGUUGAGGUGAUUAUUAUGCGAUAAUCACCUAAAGCUCCGUUUACACGAGCAAAUUUUAUUUGACAAAUUUCAUAUGUCAAAAUAUUUUGCUCGUGUAGAUGAUAAAUUCAGUUGUGACAAAUUUAUUGUGACAAAUCAUUUGAACAAAAGCUAGCAUGCUAGCUUUUGAUCAAAUGCUUUUGAUUAAAUGAAAUUUGUCAAAUAUAAAAUUUUGCUCGUGUAAACGGAGCUUAAGCGAUUUUCAAAAUGGCGGCCGAAGCCUUUUUGUCAAUUAAAUGACGAAGAAAUGUGUAUUUUCUUAUUUUUUUCCAAAUAGUCACCUAUGAAAUUAUACUAAAACAAUUAUUCACCUCAGGCUCGGUGAUUAUCGUGAAUAAAAAUCUCGACUUCGUCUCGGUUUUUAUUCACCGAUAAUCACCUCGCCUUCGGUACCCUGCUGGCAGUGGUUUCUCAGAAACCACUGCCAGCAGGGUACGUUUUCGGCGAAUAAUUGUUAAAUAUUGAUACAUACAAUUGUGAAUUCAUAAAUACGGGCCAGUAAAAAUAGGAUUCUUUUGUCGUAUGUGUGACUCUAUCGGGUGGUAAUAUGUCUUGUACGUGAUUGUAAAGUCCUAGUAUUUAUAUGUAGCUUCACAUAUGAGUAUUUUUUGCGGAAAUAGGUGCAUGUAAAAGCGGGAAGGAUGGACAGUAAUAUAUAAGGAAGCGAUCAUAAAACUAGUUAUUAGAUAAUAAUUAUUACUAUUGCAUGUUGUGGCUAAAUUUUUGCGAAAGUUUUUGUUUUAUAUUAUACUGGAUUAUUCCUUUGAUUGUAUAUGCCUCUUGAAUUGUUUACUUUAAUUUCGAGAAUUUGAGCAUACUAAUUGUGUUUCGCAAUAUAUAUUGUUUGCUUUAUGUUCCGAUACACAGGAAAUGAAAUUAGUAAUUAAUUUUUACCCACUGAAUAAAAUUUUCCGUGUAACUAAAUUUCCAAAAUUGUCGUUGGGAAGUAGACAAAAAUAUUUUCCUAUUUGUCAAUUCCUCGUUACCGUUUACAUAUUUCUGGUAUUUUCAAAUACCAUAUUACAUGUAAUGUCUUCUCUUUAAAUUUAUUUCCCCCAAUUUUUGCCCGAAUUCAUACGUUUAUAAUUUGCAUGACUUUAUUGUUAAAACAUGCAUACGUGUGGUUUUCAGCCCGCUUUGCCGAACCAACUCAGCAAAAAGCGAUGACAUGAGAUGUGUGGGCAAUUUCUGUCCCGGCUAAGCGAGUUGACUCUGCAUAUAUUCCGGCAUUCCGGGUUUUCAUAACGCCCCCAAGCUUGACGGGUUCUGGCGAGUAGCGGGUCGUUUAUAUUUCGCAGGUGUAGGCGGGAAACAUGACCACUGAGACGGCCGGUCGAAACAAAUUAUAUAAUAUAAGAAGUUUAUAAUAAUGUGUCGCAUCCUCGUUCAACAUUAAAUAUAAGAUAUAUGCAAAGAUUUAAAACUCAAUAUAAGCCUGUAUAGACUGUGUAGCGCGAUUAAACUAAACUUUGGCCAUCUCACGGAUAGUUUCUAUAUUAUUUAAAACAGAUCGUACUCUAUUUUGAUGUAAGUUUAAAGAAUUAGAAAUCUGCACAAUUUUGUAAGUGAAACAAAUAUAAGACAAAGACAAGGCCUUGACAACAAAAUAAUUCGCUCGAUGAUCUUUUAUAGACAUUACUGUCCAAUACGAAUCACUGUGUCUGUGACAUUUUUCAUAACUUUUCCGAAAAACAUUUUUAAAGGGUAUGGGCAAUGAAAAUUGCUUCAUCUAUCUUAUUGCUUCAUCUGAAAGAGCAUGAAAAAAUAAGCCGAUUGGCCGUUUACUGCUCUAUUCUAUCUCAUCUGGUUCCGAAGUUAUACGCAAAAAUGUGCAAAAUAUAAAUUGCUGAUUCAGCACAUUCUGUGACGUCAUAAGCUGGGUAAGUAUGUUUAUUGAAUAGUAAACUAAAGCAUAGCUGAGUUAUUAUUCGCUCAAAUCAAAUGAAAUUUUGCAUACAGAUAGUACAUGAUGAGACGCAUGGGAAAAUACUUCUAAUUUCGUUGUCAAGGUAACACAGUCGUUCCCAGGCCCCUUACACUGAUUUUGAAUAACUAGUUGCAUUUCUCUAUGUGUAUGUCAUUUUCGAAUUAUUAUCAUGCAAGUAAACUUUCGGCAUGCAUAGGUAUCGUACACAUACUUCUGAUAUUAUUUUAUUUUUAUCAGUACCUUGAAUAAAGCUGUUUUAUAAAAUUGGUGCAAGGGGCCUGGGAGCGACAUUGUUACCUUGGCAACAAAAUUAGAAGUGUUUUUCCAUGCGUCUCAUCAUGUACAAUCAGUAUCCAAAAUUUCAUUUGAUUUGGGCCCUUAAUAACCGAGCUAUGCUUCAGUGUAGUAUUCAAUAAACAUACUUACCCAGCUAAUGACGUCACACGUUGUGCUGAAUCAGCAAUUUAUAUUUUGCACAUUUUUGCGUAUAACUUCGGAACUAGAUGAGAUAGAAUAGAGCAUUAAACGGCCAAUCGGCUUAUUUUUUCAUGCUCUUUCAGACGAAGCAAUAAGAUAGAUGAAGCAAUUUUCAUUGCCCAUACCCUUUAACGCACGCGAAUUAAUAAAAUUCUUACUACUUUACAGGUGCAACUGCAUACUGUACUGGUAACGAACGUGGAUCAAAAGGCUGGAUCGCAUAUGAAUGCAUUGACUGGGAUGGUUUGUAUUCUGAUGAGGUGCGGGACCCUUCAGAUGGACCAGUGCAAUUCAAGUGGAAAGAGAAAUCAGAUAUCCAAGUGGCAGGUAUGAUAGCAUUUUACAUCUUGACCAAAGGAAAGCAUCCAUUUGGUCCUCCAAUACAUCAAAUGAUAAAUUUGCAUAAUGGCAAACCAGUGGGUUUAAGCAAACUCAGUGAUCCUGUGGUGAAAGACCUGCUUUCUCAGAUGUUGGCUCAGAAGUUAGAUGAACGACCAUAUGUAGAGCAAGCCUUGAAGCACCCUUACUUUCUCUCAUCCGAAGAGCAGAUGACGUUCUUAGAAGCUUUGGGCAACGAGCCUGAAAUAAAGAGUUUUUGGAGCGAUCCCAACUGUGCAGUUUCCAGAGAGCUAGACAACCGUGAUCUGUCAAAACCUCGAAGCUCAUUGUUACCAUUUGACUGGAAAGCAGUCAUCGAUCCAGAUGACCUCAACACAUUUUGUGCAGGAGGUCAUACUCGCCCGUCCAGUUUUGAUGGUAUUCGUUACACGCAUUGUCUUCGAUUCAUAAGAAAUGCUCGUCAGCAUUGGGGUGAUAAACCACGUCCACCAUUGAAAGCUAUGGGAACAGCUACUUCUCCUGACGAGUAUUUCCUGUAUUUAUUUCCAACACUCCCGCUUGUUGUGCAUCAAAUCAUCAGAAGCCAUCCUGACUGGAAAACACGCCAUUCCUUGAAGGAGUUUUUCCCCGUGAUAAACCGUCGCGUACUGUCGGUUGAUGAAGACUGA
Molecule: messenger RNA, 4866 nt
Organism: Paramuricea clavata
Lineage: Eukaryota; Metazoa; Cnidaria; Anthozoa; Malacalcyonacea; Plexauridae
Source: the annotation of a GenBank genome assembly